This is a messenger RNA of Acomys russatus (golden spiny mouse), 1494 nucleotides long. RefSeq names its product myelin protein zero like 2 (gene Mpzl2). The coding region runs from base 226 to 873 and encodes 215 amino acids. The record is from RefSeq and is a predicted model, not a curated record. Gene Ontology annotation, biological process: cell-cell adhesion. The transcript has 6 exons. Gene Ontology annotation, cellular component: membrane. Lineage: Eukaryota; Metazoa; Chordata; Mammalia; Rodentia; Muridae.
GGGCUCUGGGUGCGGAGGCCACACCUUUCAUUCCAGCGCUGCGCGGGCCUGGACGGGAUGAGUCACGACUGGCUGGCUCUGCUGUGCACCUUCUGUAGGUGAGGGACCCAGACCUCUCUGGGGAAAAACUGCGGCGCUUGCUCAUCCCGGCCUUGGCUUUGGCUGGCUGCGAGAGCCCUGGGUUUGCCGGGUCUGGCCUCUGGGGCCACGGGCUGGCUUUCCCUGAUGUAUGGCAACAGCCCUGCGCGAGUGCUUCCACUCCUCUUGGGUUUACAGCUCACAGCCCUUUGUCCUACAGCCUCUGUGGAAAUUUACACCUCCGGGGCCCUGGAGGCAGUCAACGGGACAGACGUGCGGUUAAAAUGCACUUUCUCCAGCUUUGCCCCUGUGGGGGAUGCACUAACUGUGACGUGGAAUUUCCGGCCUCGAGAUGGGGGGCGUGAGCAGUUUGUAUUCUACUACCACAUGGAUCCCUUUAGACCCAUGAGUGGACGGUUCAAGGACCGGGUGGUGUGGGACGGGAACCCCGAGCGCUACGAUGCUUCCAUUGUGCUCUGGAAGCUGCAGUUUGAUGACAACGGGACAUAUACCUGCCAGGUGAAGAAUCCACCUGACGUUGAUGGUCUGGUAGGGACGAUCCGGCUCAGCGUUGUGCACACCGUGUCCUUCUCUGAGAUCUACUUCCUGGCUGUGGCCAUUGGCUCUGCAUGCGCACUGAUGAUCAUAAUAGUAAUCGUGGUGGUCCUCUUCCAGCACUUCCGGAAAAAACGAUGGGCCAAAAGGGCCGAUAACGCUGAGGGGAUAAAAUCAAAAGAAGAGGAAAAGCUCAACCAAGGGAACAAGGUCUCUGUUUAUUUGGAAGAGACAGACUAACACUGUGAGGAAGCUGAGGACUUUUGAGGACAACAUUAGUCUCUCUUGAAGUCAAUGGAAACUUUUCCAGUGAUGACUGUCACCCUACAGGUUCUGCAGCACAAACCUGCCUAGAUGAGCAACGCCCCUGCCUGGCAGCUUAGGGCUCUACCUGAGCCGAUGCCACCAGACUCAUGCUUACCUUCAUUGCUAGGGUUUGAUCUCAUUCCAGAGCGCGCAUGGGUGUUAACUUUUGUAAACUGAGAGGUUACAUUUUUGCCCUUCCAUAUUCCUUAUGGAGUGUGAUUCCUGUAUUCAUGUGUAUAUUGGCAUCUGAAGGGUGAAAAGCCAGCUAGCUUGUCUGCCAGGACAUUUCUUCUCACAUUUUAGUUUCUUUAGAACAGCACAGGGGUGUGCUAAGGGGUCUGGAAAGAUGGCUCAACAUGUAAAAGCACUUGCUGCUCUUAUAGAAGACCCCAGUUCAGUUCCCAGCACCCACAAUGUAGCUCACAGCCAUCAGUAACUCCAGUUCUAGGGGAUGUGACACCCUCUUCUGGUGUCUGCAGUCACUCCAUACAUGAAGGGAAGAGCCCCAUAUGUAAAAUGAAAAUAAAUCAUACAAAGGUGAGCUAAACCUCCCAG